Botrytis cinerea B05.10 is the source of this 944-nucleotide messenger RNA. RefSeq lists its product as hypothetical. The transcript has a single exon. The coding region runs from base 177 to 710 and encodes 177 amino acids. Lineage: Eukaryota; Fungi; Ascomycota; Leotiomycetes; Helotiales; Sclerotiniaceae. The record is from RefSeq and is a predicted model, not a curated record.
GGCGUAGUAAUAUCAUAACAGGCUGCCAUGCCCAUCUAACUUUUCAUGUGGCUGUUCUUUCUUCAACCCACUGCUGUGUUUGAAUAUUCGACAGGGAAUUCGGGUGAACGUCGUGAAAGGAUCUGAGGAUCUGCGAAUCGGGGCACGACUUACACCAAGAUAUUGCGAUAUUCGACAUGUCCAACCAUCACCCAUCGACUUCGAUUUCUCGAGCACGACUCACACAGUCAUUACCACCAUUGCCCGGAGAAGACGCAGUGCCCAUCGAGCCUUACCAUGAUGAUCCAGCAGACGAUGAGGAUACGGAGGACGGAGAAGGGAUGGAAGGAAACCAGACCGAUAUGAACGAACCUCCUGGAUAUGAGCCAAUGCACGAUUAUCUGGUCAGCAGAGUACGUCGAUUAGCUCAAAUGAGGCCUCCCGAGUAUGCACUAUCGUCGCAGGACCAUACACACGACAUACCACUUCAGCAUCAAGAACCUUACCGAGACGACCCCUUCAUUAUCACGAUAGACCCAAACCAACCUCCGCCGCCAUCUUACGAGGCUUUAUAUAUACAAACACAAAGAGAAUUAGAGAUAUUGAACGAGGAGAUAGAUCCAGACAUAAGCCAUGCCGAGGAUGUCUGCAAAUGGCUGGUUAGCAUGAUUUUGAUUACUUUGACAAUUAUUGCUGUUGGUUUUGCAUUCAAUUGGGGGCAUCCAUUUUAGAACGGCCCAAUCGAACGCCGACGAUCGUACAGUUCAGAAGUAAGGGAGGACAAGAGUGGAAUUAUACCCGGCUUAUGGAAACGGAAACGGAAAUGGGAGCUUGGAGUUUGGAGUUUGGAGUUUGAAAUCUACAGUUUGAGUAAGAUCUGGAAAUAGGAUAACGGUUUGGAAGAGGCGGCUCACCCAAAGAUUGUGUCUACUAGAUUAGAAUACAAUUACAACAUGUUUUGCCUA